Messenger RNA from Lachancea nothofagi CBS 11611, 1761 nucleotides. The record is from the annotation of a GenBank genome assembly. NCBI's taxonomy places the organism in Eukaryota, Fungi, Ascomycota, Saccharomycetes, Saccharomycetales, Saccharomycetaceae.
AUGGCUAGAGAUGGCGAUGAUCCUAGGUCUCUCCAUGAGUUAGACCUUUACGAAGUCGUGACCUCCGACGAAGAAGAAGACUCUAAAAUCGCGUCUCAAUUGAAUGAAUUAGAAAGACAAAGGAAGGACUUGCAAGAACGAUUGCAAUUGAAAGCCCAGCGCAGGAAAGAUUUAAGUCAGCUUGUCAAAAAGAAAGUAGAGAUUCCUGCGUCCCCUAAGAAACAGCGAGAUGAUCUAAGGUCACAAUCAAUAAUUGAGAACACUUCCCUAGGUAAAGACAUAGAUCUGCAGGAUGACAGUUAUAUUUCAAAACUGGGUGCCAGAAUCGAAGAGUCAGGCCAUUCAACUCCUUACUUUCUCGAGAAUUUUGCCAAUGUUCGCAAGGCAGAGGAAAAGAAAAUUCAACACAGAAAUGAUUUGAUGAAUUGUCGAGUGCACACUUUCAAAGGCCUGAGUGAGGUUAAGCAACAAGAGCCAAUUGUUGUCGAAGAGAAAGAAGACUUUUCUGGCCUCCGCAUUACUAGGCGGUACAUACCUACAGAAGACUUGAACGAGAUUCUUCGGGAUAUUAAAGUUCUUCGACUUCCAAAACUAUUUGGCAAAGUGCGACCCCCAAAGUUUAGCGAACCAGAUUACGCAAAUUGGGUGGCAAUUGGUAUCAUGAGUUUCAAGUCACCCGUCAAAUUGACGUCCGCUUCAAAGCCUUCGAAAUACUUCAAAUUUACAAUCACAGACUUUCAGCACAACUUAGAUGUCUACGUGUUCGGAAAUAAAAAUGUCGAAAAAUACUACAACCUGAGAAUUGGCGAUGUCAUUGCUAUACUAAAUCCGGACGUUCUGCCAUGGAGACCUUCACAGGUUGGUAACGACGAGUUUUCGGGCGCAGUCGUCAAGUCAUUUAACCUAUCGAUCAGACACAACUACGAUUGCAUAAUUGAGGUAGGUACUAGCAAGGAUCUCGCAUUUUGCCAGAUCUACAAUAAAUCAGCGAGUAAAAUUUGUGGAGCUCCCAUCAACAGCGCCUCCACUGAUAGAUGUGAAUUCCAUCAAGAGUUAAGGUUUCGGCAAGUCAAUGCACAAAGAGUCGAACUUAAUGGUAGUACACCCAUGAGAUCACCGACCAAAAAUGGUAAAAAACAAGCACUUUAUGGAAAUUCUACAUCCAAGAAAAAAUACGAACUUUUACCAGACAAGCAUCUACCUCAACAACAAGAUCGCGAAAGUCAGAAUACACUUUACUUCAGUAACCCUAAUUACGCACGGGCCUUCUUUGACGAUUCUUACCAAAAUCCGGAUUUAUUAAACAACUUGGAAGGCAAGCGUCGGAAAUUGAAAGAAAAUGAGAAGGAAAAGUUCCUACAGGAUGAACUCAAUAAAGCAGUUGGGAAGGGAGGAAAUGAGAGAUUUAAAAAUAUGAGCGAGCAAGAAAAAAAGCGCAUAAAGUUAGCAACAGAGCAGGCGCUGGACAGCGGGCUGGUAAAAAAUAUAGGUUUUGAUCCCACGAAAGGGAGAAUGAAGGACAUUUUAAUUCAUGGCCAAAACCAGAAGAAGAGCCUAGAUGCCAAAUCCUCCCAAGUCAAAGAAAUUAUGAAAAUGAAAAAGGCAAAUAUAAAUCUAGCUCCGUCGAAAGAAGAGCAGAAAAAGCGGUUGCUAAAAAGAGAGCAAGUAUGGAAAGAGCAUUUCAAAAAUUCAAAGCAAAAAGUAACACCUGCAAUAGUUAAGGAAGAUGUCGACAGUGAUAGCGACUUGGAAAUUAUAUGA